AUGCGCAGUCACGAGCUAUUACCGGUCUCUAGUUCAAAUAAACGCAGAGAUAUGAGACUGGCAUUGCAUGCAGCCUCCACAGGGGCAGAUGAGGACUAUGCUGCGGCUGCUGCUGAUGAUGAUGAUGAUGAUGACGACCACCUUCACCUGACAGCUCUACGUGUUUAUAGAUCAGUGAUUAAUGUCAAUGUGACCGGAGUCCGCCAUUCCGUUACUACCGCGGCGCACGCGUCUGCAGAGCGUCUACGUCAGAGGCGCACGGUCUAUAGUCUGGAGCAGGAGCAGGAGCUCUGUCCCCACGGGUCACUUCUGGGAUACAUCCCUCCUCCCUGUAAGAAACGCAAAUGGCUGAAGAAAUACAAACCAAAAUUGAGAACUACCGCACGGCGCCUUUUGACGCCAGAUUCCCAAACCAGAACCAAACUAGGAACUGCUGGUCCAACUAUCUCGACUUCCACAGAUGUGAGAAGGCUUUGGAGGCUAAAGGGGCGGACACUGCCCCGUGCGACUGGUACAAGAGGGUCUACACGUCGCUCUGCCCUGGAUCCUGGGUGCAGAAAUGGGAGGAGCAGAAGGAGGAAGGGAACUUUCCAGGGAAGAUCUAGGACGCCGUCUUUCCCAACUUCGUUGUUCAUUCCUCACAAAAGCGUUGAAAUAUACAGCACUGAAUAA
This is a messenger RNA of Knipowitschia caucasica, 672 nucleotides long. NCBI's taxonomy places the organism in Eukaryota, Metazoa, Chordata, Actinopteri, Gobiiformes, Gobiidae. The record is from the annotation of a GenBank genome assembly.